AACCCAGUUUAGCCAAGUUUGUUUCUCAACGUGAUGCAAUCAAGGCAGGGGAAAUUUUUUUGGGUAUUGUUUCCGGGAGGGUUUUUGAGAGCAGAGCCUUCCUGCUUUUGGUAUAUAGGACAAGAGAUUUCCUGCUGAACACAGCGUCCAAAAGGCUGGCGGGGGUGAGGAGGUCUGGACAGAGUUCCAGGAUGAAGUCUCCGGUUCCACCUCUUCUGAUCAUCUGCCUUGUGAUGUCCUUCAACAGCUACACCCAGCAGGUUCCUUACUGCCCACCCCACCCUGCUCCAGAAAAUAUCACGGAGUUUGUCUGCAACUCCCCAUCUCUCCGUGAAUUUCCCGCCGGCUUCCCUGUACGAACUAAAACGAUCUCCGUUGAGUUCACCCAGGUCUCCAGCCUUGGCGUGGAAACCCUCCAAGAUCUCCCAAACCUCCAGGAACUUCACCUCUCCAACAACAGGCUGGAGACCCUUCCCAGUGGCCUCUUCCGUAACCUCCCAGAACUGCACACCCUGGAUCUGUCCACCAAUCUCCUGGAAGAUCUACCCCCGGAGAUCUUCACCGAUGCGACGAACCUGACGCUUUUAUCCCUCAGUGAAAACCGACUGGCUGAGCUGCGGGCGUCCUGGUUCGAAACCCUGAAGGAACUUAAGAUCCUGAGCCUUGACCGAAACCAGCUGAAGGAGGUCCCCGUUUCCUGUUUCUCCAAGCUGAAGAAGUUGACCUUUCUAGAUCUCUCCUCCAAUCGCCUUCAUCGUCUCUCUCCAGACAAGUUCAGCGGCCUAGAAAAUUUGGAGAGGUUGAUCCUGGAAAACAACCCGAUCCGAUGCGUUGCCCCGAGAUCCUUCCAUUGGGGACCCAAGCUGAGCGUGAUCUCCCUGAGGAACUGCAGCCUGACCGACAUCACCCUUGGGGAAUUUCACCUGUUGGACCAACUGGUGCUGUUGGAUCUCUCCGCCAACGAGCUCACCAGGCUGGAUCCUCCGGCCGGCAUCCUGUCUGCCAAUCUCAGCCUGGAUCUUGCAGGAAAUCCUUGGGCGUGCGACUGCCGCCUGGACAACCUUCUAACCUGGGUCAAGGAGCACAAGAUCCAUUUAUUUUCCAAGCGGGAAAUUGUCUGCGCUUUCCCCAAGAAUUUCAAAGGCGAAGAGGCAACCUCACUUGGUCGAUCCCAAAUUUGUCCCUGCUAAACCUUCGGAAUGGAUCCUUUUCCUUCCACCCUGCUUCGCCAACAGCGAGAUUUCCCGGUGUGGGGAGCCUUUCCAGUUGAAUUGGACUUCAGCUCCCAGAAAUCUCAGCAAUGGCCGUGCUGCCUGGGGAAUUCUGGGAGUUGAAGUCCACAUAGCUGGAUUUAAAGGAGAAGAGCCAGAACAGGAUUGGGGGAAAAAAAUUAGGGAAAUACUGAUUUUAGGGAAGAAAUAGCUGCUCGGGAAGAGAUGCUCAAAAAACCCAACAAUAUAGGUAGUCCUUCACUUACAAUCGUUCAGUUAGAGACUUUUUGAAGUAUGAAGAGCCCUGAAGAAAGUGACUGAUGAGUGGAUCAUAAUCAGAAUAGAGCUGCAAGGGACCUUGGAGGUCUUCUAGUCCAACCCCUU
This is a messenger RNA of Pseudonaja textilis, 1595 nucleotides long. RefSeq names its product phospholipase A2 inhibitor beta-like. Gene Ontology annotation, molecular function: protein binding. The record is from RefSeq and is a predicted model, not a curated record. NCBI's taxonomy places the organism in Eukaryota, Metazoa, Chordata, Lepidosauria, Squamata, Elapidae.